This is a messenger RNA of Mytilus trossulus (common blue mussel), 895 nucleotides long. RefSeq lists its product as uncharacterized. The transcript is spliced from 8 exons. Lineage: Eukaryota; Metazoa; Mollusca; Bivalvia; Mytilida; Mytilidae. Bases 71 to 715 code for a protein of 214 amino acids. The record is from RefSeq and is a predicted model, not a curated record.
UAUCGACACCAAAUAGAAAUAUGUGGAUGUUUAAAUACAGUUGAAUAGUUAAUUGGUACGACCAAGCGGGAUGUCGAUCAGUCUGCAGAAAACUCCAGAGAUAAUUCAGCAUGUCCAAAGGUUGAAUCAAAUUAGCAUCAAACAAAACUUAGCUUCAGAAUAUAGUCAGAUUCAAGGAAUUUACACAAUAGAAUACGAUAGUACAGAUGAAAAAGAGGCAAUCCUUGUUACAGAAACUAAACACAGUAACUUUUCACUGACAUCAGAUAAAUGUAUGUGUUUAAAAGCUGGUAAUGGAAUGCUUCUGAUUGACGGACAACGUGAAAGUCAAAAUUGGUUUAGUGAUAUUCUGACAGUUUUUAGUCCGGCAGGAUUUCAGUUGGGGAAUGUGAGGAGAAGGGGGUUUGAUUUGUACUCGCAAUAUGAUAUUUAUGACGGCAAUAUGAAAGAGUUAUUUCACCUCAAAUCUGACCCUUCUGCAAUUGUUAUACUGAAUCAUAGUAAUACAAUUGUGGCUACAGUCAAUCAUAACACAGAAAAUGCAACGUUUGAUAUCAGCUAUCAGUUGGAAAUAUCCGCCAUCGAAAAGUUUUUGAUACUAAUUUGUGUAUUAAUGUGGACGAAGCAUGAACAACUGUACAAUGAGAGUCAGGAUUAUUGUUGCCGACUAAUUUUGAGGCAGUUAACACUAUUUUUGAUAUCAUGCAUCCCUUAAAUUUGUAAUAACAGUUUAUGUGAUUAUGAUUUCAUCCGUCUACUAAGAAAAUGCCUGUACAAAGUCGUGGAUAUGACAGUUAUCAAUUCGUUUGAUGUGUUUGAGCUUUUGGUUAGCACUUAUAUCUAGGUCGGUUGAAAACAAAACUUUACGACAGACAACUGACUGAUUUCGGCUUCC